GAGAUAUAGGAGGAGAGGAAGGAGAGAUGGGAAGGAGAAGAAGGAGAGAUGGGGAGGAGAGGAAAGAGAGAUGGGGAGGAGAGGAAGGAGAGAUAGGAAGGAGAGAUUGGAGGAGAGGAAGGAGAGAUGGGAAGGAGAGAUGGGGAGGAGAGGAAAGAGAGAUGGGAGGAGAGGAAGGAGAGAUGGAGAGGAGAGGAAAGAGAGAUGGGAGGGGAGAGAUGGAGAGGAGAGGAAGGAGAGGAGAGAUGGGAAGGAGAGGAAAGAGAGAUGGGGAGAGGAAGGAGAGAUGGGGAGAGGAAGGAGAGAUGGGGAGAGGAAGGAGAGAUGGGAAGGAGAGGAAAGAGAUGGGGAGGAGAGGAAAGAGAUGGGGAGGAGAGGAAAGAGAGUUGGGAAUGAGAGGAAUGAGAGAUGGGGAGGAGAGGAAUGAGAGAUGGGAAGGAGAGGAAAGAGAGAUGGGAAGGAGAGGAAGGAGAGAUGGGGAGGAGGAGAGGAAUGGGAGGAGGGGGGAAUGGAAAUAUGAAUGGGAGGGAGGAACACACUGCACACUGGGAGGAGCCUCAGAGGGGUGGAUUCUGUCCAUCUCCCAAAUCCAUAAAAAUUAAAUUAUGAAUUUAUUACAUUUUGUGGGGAGGGGGCUUAAUUUUUAUGGAUUCCAUUGGUACCCCUAUAAUACAUGUUUCAAUUUACAGAAACCAUAUCCUCUAAAUUACAUGUAUAUCCCAACAAAACAGUAAAAUCUCCACAAAACAGUAAAAUCUCCACAAUCCAUGAAAAUUACAUCUCCACAAAACAGUAAAAUCUCCACAAUCCAUGAAAAUUACAUCUCCACAAAACAGUAAAAUCUCCACAGUCCAUGAAAAUUGGCCCACACAAAUUUAAAUGAAUCCCGGUAUCAGUUAGUCCGUUCAAAUUUUCCAAAUGUUUAAAAGUAAUCAAAUUUUGAAAUAAAAGAUUUGUGGUAUAGAUCUACAACGAUAUAGAAUGCUUUACAUUUAAAGAAAGUACAGUAAAUAAAUCAAGGAAAGUUAAGAGGUGGACUUGAAAGAGACAGAUUGCAUGGAUACAGAACAAAUCAUACGUAGCUGUAGCACCUCUGAAGGUAGCUGAAAUUCGUGGAGUGCAAAAUUAACAUAAACUCAAAUGAUUGAAGAUAUUCUAAAGACCUAAGUCUUUAAAACAGGUAGUGGCAGUUCCAUCGCCAAACCCUCAGCAUCAGGUGUGAAUAUCACAAUUCCUCGGAGAUGUCCUUAAAAACGGAUGUCCCGUGUCACAGCUAGUAGGUGUGGCACACUAAAGAACCCUCACUGCUUAAUGACCGUAAACGACGAGGAUAGGCCUAAAUUUGAAAUCCUUCACCAGUAUUGGAGAAUAAGAUUGCAUGCACUGGAUUGAAACUCAAAUUAUGACUAUUUCAUUUUGAUAACAAAUCAAAUCAAACUGCAUAUA
Messenger RNA from Ostrea edulis (European flat oyster), 1446 nucleotides. RefSeq lists its product as uncharacterized. NCBI's taxonomy places the organism in Eukaryota, Metazoa, Mollusca, Bivalvia, Ostreida, Ostreidae. The transcript has 2 exons. The record is from RefSeq and is a predicted model, not a curated record. Bases 27 to 602 code for a protein of 191 amino acids.